Molecule: messenger RNA, 5911 nt
Organism: Cladocopium goreaui
Lineage: Eukaryota; Dinophyceae; Suessiales; Symbiodiniaceae
Source: the annotation of a GenBank genome assembly
AUGUUCAACUUGUGCAACUCAAAUUGGGAUGCUGAGGCCAACAUCUUGGCACAAACGGCUGGCGUUCCAUCCAUUCCGUGGAGUGGAGAAGGUCUUGAAGCCAAUUUGGGCCCUGAUGGUACCAUUCCAGAGGACAUUUUUCGGAAAGGCACAGUGAGUACGGUGGAGCAGGCCAAGGAAGCAAUCAAAAGCAUUGGAUUCCCCGUGAUGAUCAAAGCCUCCGAAGGUGGAGGAGGAAAAGGGAUCAGAAUGGUGCAGGAGGAGAAAGACUUGGAGAGCAGCUUCAUCCAGGUGCAGAAUGAAGUUCCAGGAUCUCCUAUCUUCAUGAUGCAGCUUUGCCAGGGUGCUCGGCACAUUGAGGUGCAGAUCGUCGGAGAUGAGCAUGGAAAUGCUGUGGCAUUGAAUGGUAGAGAUUGCUCUACCCAGCGACGCUUCCAAAAGAUAUUUGAGGAAGGACCUCCGGUAGUGGUGCCAAAGGACACUUUCCUGGAGAUGGAACGUGCUGCCCAGCGCCUCACACAGAACAUUGGCUACAUCGGGGCAGGAACAGUGGAGUACCUGUACAAUGCAAACGAGAACAAGUUCUACUUUCUCGAGUUGAAUCCAAGAUUGCAGGUGGAACAUCCGGUCACAGAGGAGCUCACCAGGGUGAAUUUGCCUGCUACACAGGUGCUGGUCUGUUGCGGUGUCCCAUUGGAGAACAUUGCGCAGAUCAGGCGUUUCUACGGUAAGAGCGACUCUGACACCACCUCUCCGAUCAACUUCUUGGAGGACAGGUAUGUAUAUCCAGAUCGCCAUGUGAUUGCCUCGCGCAUUACUGCAGAGAACCCAGAUGAUGGUUUUAAGCCCACAAGUGGCAAGAUCGAACGAAUUAAGUUUCAAAGUUCGGUUGCGUGCUGGGGCUACUUCAGCAUCGGUGCCAAGGGAGGCAUUCACGAGUAUGCAGACUCUCAGUUUGGCCACAUUUUCGCUCAUGGGAACAAUCGCGAAGAAGCACGAAAAGCUCUCAUGCUGUCAUUGAAAAACAUUGAAGUUGUUGGCGAGAUUCGCAACCCUGUCGAGUAUUUGGUAGAGCUUCUCCAGCAAGAGGCUUUCAUCAACAACUCUAUUGACACCUCUUGGCUUGAUGGGCUUAUCAAAGAGAAGUCCGUCACAUUGAGAUACAACAUCAAUGAUGUCGUUUUCUAUGCGGCUGUUUUCCGUGCAGUUCAGAGCUUGAAGGCUGCUGAUGAGGAAGUGGAGUCAGCUCUCGCGAAGAGUCAAUUGGGGCCUUUGAGGGACAUGGCCAAAAUGAACAGGUUUCCAGUUGAGAUCACUUUCGAGGGCGUGAAGUACACUUUCCAGAUUUCUCGCUUGGGACCGUCCUUGCUCGAGCUGGCUAUAGCAGACAAGAAGUACUUGGCACAGAUCAUGGCUCAGCCCGAUGGCACGUUCUUGGUCUCGGUGGGUGCCACCGUGAUGAGCGUCAUGGGCUCCGACGAAGCUCUGGGUUUGCGAUUGCGCUUGGACGGCAUUGGCACCAUCAUGUUGCCCACCGUCUACGAUCCCUCAGAGCUUCGCUCUGAAUUCAAUGGCAAGGUGGUCAGAUAUUUGCAAGACAACGGGUCUAUGGUGAAGGAAGGAGAGCCGUAUGUCGAGCUGGAGGCAAUGAAGAUGAUCAUGCCUAUCAAGGCCACUGCUACGGGAAAAGUGUCCCACUUGCGCGGUGCUGGGAGCAUCGUAUCAGCAGGGGAGCUAUUGGGAACUCUGGACUUGAAGGACCCGAGCCAGGUCAAGAAGAUCGUCCCAUUCGAAGGUGCCUUUGAAAUCUCUACUGGCAGCAGUGACAAGGAUCGCAACCUGCAGAGCCAAAUCGAGAUGGUUCUCGAUGGCUUUGCGGCUCAGGAGGAUGCUGGAAUCAUGACGCAGAAACUCUUCUCUGAACUACCACAGGCUGAGCGAAGCGAAGUUGCACAAGGCCUUUUCGAGCGAUACUUGGCAGUCGAGCAAAAGUUCUCGCCCCUGAUCACGAAAAAACUCACGGUCGACCAGAUUUAUGCAGAGUUCAUUGCCGAGAACAAGGAGAACCUGUCAGCAGUGGCUUCUUUGGCUCUGGCUCACAGUCAGCUUGCCCCUCGUAGUGCGGUGGUGGUGGCCGCGUUGCGCAGUCUCCGCACCACCACGGCAUUGGGCGCGGAGCUCAUGGAGAAGGUGCAGCAGCUCUCUGAGCUCGCCAACACAGGUGGGUACGGUGAAGUUGUCCUUGUGGCGCGUCAAAUUAUGGACAUGAAAAGCUCCAAGCCUUUCGGCGAGAGAGUGGAUGCGCUGCGAGAGUUGCUUGAUUUGAGCCACCCCGACUUCGACGGAAUAUCCGGCAUGGCAGCCAGCAAGGCAGGCACGGAGCUACUUUCUGAUCUACUGCUGCACGAGUCGUCAACAGUCCGAUCCAAUGCCUUGAAUGCAUUGAUGCGGCGCCUUUACCGCUCCUUCCUAAUCCAGGAUAUGGCCAUUGAAGAUGAGGAAGCUGGAAAGAUGUCGUGCAACUUCAAGUUCCAGUUCCCCGGUACGGCUGAGGAAGCGGUUUUCCGUCAAGCACAUGUGAAGGUGGUCAAGAGCUUCGACGAAGUUGCGGAGAUUAUGAAGAGCGACAUCCCUUUGCAAGAUGAAAGCAACAAGGUGGCAAAUACAAUGAAGGUCAUCGUUACCUCACCCGGAAGCACCCCGUUUGAAGAGAUGAGCAAGCAAAUGGAAGGAUUGCUUGCGGGAGCAAAUGACAAGCUGCAAGCGGCAGGUAUCCGAGAGGUGGGCCUGGUCGUGUCCAACCCACCGAACGCUCCUCGCUAUGCAUCCUUCAUGGCUGACAGUGGCUGGAAGGAAAAUGCUGCGUGUCGCGACAUGAAGCCAUCCUUGCCGAAUGUCCUGGAGGUCUACCGGCUUGCUGAAGAGUACUCUUUGGAGAAAGUGGUGCCACCGGUGGGCCGCAAUUCGCAGGUCUACGUGGGAACGCCCAUAGACCUGGUCCCAUCAGGACGCAGGAGUCCCUCCACCAUAUUCGCUCGCAUGAUCAAGCAUUCGAUGAAUGGUUUUCCUGAAACCGCUCAGCUUUGGCAAGAUUCGCUGGAAAACCUUCUCCUGAACGCAGUGGACGAGAUCGAGAGAGCCCGGUUGAACCCAAAGAUUGGCUAUGGGCCCAACAGCAACAUCUUCGCGCACAUCCUCUACAACCUGAAUAUGGAGCCAACUUCUGCCUAUGAGAUGCUGGAAGAGUUCGUGAACAACUUCGUGGCAAAGCACGGCAGCCGCCUUCAAAGGAGCAAGGUCGAUGAGAUUGUGGUAAAGGUCGGGAUUGGCAGUGGCGACUCUCGAAAACAAACUUUGCGACUUACUGCGAGCUCCAUGACAGGUGAGUACUUGCGCACGAGUGGUGCAAUGGAGAUGUACGACGUCAUAACAGGGUCCCCAACGCAAUGGUUUGAUCUGAAGAGCGGGGACGAGGCGAAAUUGGCUUCGGCCAAAGCGAAGAACCGAUUGCAGCUUCGCCGCUCAGUGGCUCGAAAUGCUGGCUCUACCUAUGCCCCAGACUUCCUGGGCAUGUUGAAGAUCGAGCUGAUCAAGAAGUGGGGCAACUAUCAGGAUUGCGGUGGAAUGCGCAACAUGCCCUCCAAGAUUUUCAGCAGUACUGAGUUGGUCUUGGUUGAUGGAGAGAUCAAGGAGAUUGAUCGGGAUCCGGGACAGCACAACAUCGGCAUGAUCGCUUGGCGUUGCACGUUAUGUACUCCCGAAUAUCCUGAAGGUCGCGAUAUUGUUCUCAUUGCCAACGACGUGACCCACAAAGCUGGCUCUUUCGGUGUUGAUGAGGACAUCCUUUUCCAGAAGGCAUCUGCCUAUGCUCGUGAGAAAGGGUUGCCACGAAUCCACAUUGCAUGCAACAGUGGUGCGCGCGUGGGUUUGGCUGAGGAGUUGAAGCCCUUUUUUAAGGUGAAAUGGACAAACGAUGAUCCAUCCAAGGGCUUUGAUUAUCUCUACUUGGAAGAGCAGGAUUUGAAGAGCUUGCCAGAUGACGCUGUUGACGUGCACGUCCAGCGAGUCAACGGCAAAAAGCACUUUGUGAUUGAUGCCAUUAUCGGGGAGGGAUUGAAAUCUACUCAGGGUGGCAUUGGAGUCGAGAACUUGCAAGGAAGUGGACUCAUUGCAGGUGAGACCUCCAAGGCCUACAACGAAGUUUUCACUUUGUCUUAUGUCACGGGACGCUCCGUUGGCAUUGGAGCAUACUUGAAUCGCCUCGGCCAACGUGUCAUUCAAAUGGUGAACGGACCCAUGAUCCUCACAGGCUUUUCCGCGCUCAACAAACUUCUGGGGAAGAAUGUGUACAGCUCUCAAGACCAACUUGGAGGGCCACAGGUAAUGGUGCCCAAUGGUAUCACACAUGAAGUGGUCACAGACGACACAGAAGGCGUUGGGGCCAUCCUGGACUGGUUGUCCUAUGUACCAAAAACAACGGCCGAAAUACCGCCCAUCCUUGAGCCCAUGGACCCAGUGUCUCGAGAAGUCACCUUCAUGCCUUCUAAGACGCCUUAUGAUCCUCGGCACAUGCUGGAAGGUACCACAACGCCUGAGGGUGGCAAGCUGACCGGUUUCUUUGAUGAAGGUACUUUCAAAGAGUACUUGCCAGGUUGGGGCAAGAGUGUCGUGAUUGGACGUGGCAAGCUGGGCGGCGUCCCAAUGGGUGUCAUUGCAGUGGAAACACGAAGCAUGGACCGCAAAGUUCCCGCGGACCCAGCGAACCCGGCAAGUCAGGAGGUUGUCGAGCCUCAAGCUGGACAGGUGUGGUUUCCUGACAGCGCAUUCAAGACGGCGACAGCGAUCCGCGAUUUCAAUCGUGGUGAGAACCUGCCACUGAUCAUUUUUGCCAACUGGCGUGGGUUUUCAGGCGGAACCCGAGACAUGUACCAGGAAGUUCUGAAAUUUGGAGCCCAGAUCGUGGAUGCCCUCGUUGAAUACAAAAGCCCUGUUUUCGUCUACAUCCCUCCGGGUGGUGAGUUACGAGGUGGCUCCUGGGUUGUCAUUGAUCCAACUAUCAACCCUGAACAGAUGGAGAUGUAUGCGGAUGUGGAAUCACGAGGUGGAAUCUUGGAGCCACCAGGGAUUGUGGAGGUGAAGUUCCGAGCUGGUCAGCAGCGAGAGCUGAUGCACCGCUUGGAUCCCGAGCUGCGGAAACUGGAUGCAAUGCUUGAGGAAUCUUCAUCCUCGGAAGUGGGUAGUGCUGCUCAAGACAUUGAAGCGCAGAUCAAGACUCGAGAGGAUAAGCUGUCACCCCUGUACACGCAGAUUGCUUGCGAAUUUGCGGAUUUGCACGAUCGCACUGGACGCAUGGAAGCCACUGGUGUCAUUCGACAGGGGCUCGAGUGGCGUCGCUCCAGAGAAUUCUUCUAUUGGCGAGUGAAGUGCAGAUUGCUCCAGAAGGAAGUGGAGAGCCAAAUCAAGGAAGUUGAUCCCAGCCUGUCUGCCAAGGAAUCGCAGGAGCUCUUGUCGAGCUGGCUGUCUGAGGCCGGCAAGGACGAUGACAAGAGCAUCGUGACUUUCUUGGAGGGGAGACCCUUCGCUUACAAGCUGGAGCAGCUGAAGGUGGACGUGACAAAAACGCAGAUCAAGGAGCUUUUGGAGAAGCUACCGGAGAGCGAACGGGAAGGGCUGUUGUGAACGGCUAAUCGGCUAGUCAGGGCUAGUCGUCAUCUUUUCCAAGUGCUUUGGCAAAGUGCAGCAUCAGUUGUUUCCAAUAAAGAUUGAAUCUGAUUGACUGCCAAUUCGGGUGGAGCUUGCUGCUCUCCUGGAAACGCUUUUGAGCCAGGCUCAUUUAAUGUGCUCAUAGCUUGGCAUAUCGGCAAUGUGUGCGAGGGGAAUCCUUUGAAGGGGGUGAGUCUGUGAGAUCCCC